Molecule: messenger RNA, 1114 nt
Organism: Cynoglossus semilaevis (tongue sole)
Lineage: Eukaryota; Metazoa; Chordata; Actinopteri; Pleuronectiformes; Cynoglossidae
Gene: tusc3
Product: tumor suppressor candidate 3
Exons: 10
Coding region: 48-926 (292 amino acids)
Cellular component (GO): oligosaccharyltransferase complex
Source: RefSeq, a predicted model, not a curated record
GAGGUCAGAAGAAAAAGGAGAACGUGCUGUCUGAGAAGGUGGACCAGAUGAUGGAGUGGUCCUCUCGGCGUUCGGUCAUAAGGAUGAACGGCGACAAGUUCCGGCGCUUCGUUAAGGCUCCUCCCAGGAAUUACUCCGUUAUUGUCAUGUUCACAGCACUGCAGCCCCAAAGGCAGUGCUCCGUUUGCAGACAGGCCAAUGAGGAGUACCAGGUCCUGGCUAACUCAUGGCGAUAUUCAUCGGCGUUUUCCAACAAACUUUUCUUUACAGUGGUGGACUACGAUGAGGGUGCUGAUGUUUUCCAACAGUUAAACAUGAACAGUGCCCCAACCUUCAUGCACUUUCCGGCAAAAGGGAAGCCGAAGAGAGCUGAUACCUUCGAUUUACAAAGGAUUGGCUUUGCGUCCGAGCAGCUGGCCAAGUGGAUUGCUGACCGCACUGACGUUCAGAUCAGAGUUUUCCGCCCUCCUAAUUAUUCAGGGACCAUUGCUCUGGCUUUAUUAGUAUCUCUGGUUGGAGGUUUGUUGUACCUCAGGAGGAACAACUUGGAGUUCAUAUACAACAAGACUGGAUGGGCCAUGGCUGCACUGUGUGUAGUUUUUGCGAUGACAUCUGGUCAGAUGUGGAAUCACAUCAGAGGUCCUCCUUAUGCCCACAAAAACCCUCAGAAUGGACAAGUGAGUUACAUCCACGGCAGCAGUCAGGCUCAGUUUGUGGCCGAGUCUCACAUCAUCCUUCUUCUGAAUGCUGCAAUCACAAUGGGAAUGGUGCUGUUGAAUGAAGCAGCAACCUCCAAAGGAGAUGUCGGAAAGAGAAGGAUCAUUUGCCUGGUGGGUUUGGGCCUGGUGGUGUUUUUCUUCAGCUUCCUGCUUUCCAUUUUCAGGUCCAAGUACCAUGGAUACCCUUACAGUUUCCUCAUUAAGUGAAGAAAACCAGAUGGUGAAGAGACAGGAGAAGAGGAGUGAAGGAGAUACCUGGAGAGGACAAGGCAGCAUUACAACAAAAUGAAGUGUGCAUGUUUGUUGUGAUUUUUUUUUAUGCAGUCUUCCCCCUAGAUUGCUUUUGGAGUAACUUAUCGAGUCUGAAAAUAAAGGAUUGUGUCACCUGUCUCUAA